AUGAUGCCAUAUUCUGCUCGAGUGCCGUUACUGGAAAAGACCAGCAGCGCCACGUUGGGAAACCGUGCUAACCUAGGGCCGCAGGCGGUGUACAAAAUGAAAACCCCGCCUCAACUGUUCACCCAGAAACCUUUUGACACGCCUUUGACUAAUUUGGACCCUGCCAUCGCCGCUAGCACCACUACGGGCCAUGUGUUAUCUCAAGGGGUACCCCAAUCAUUGGAUCCCAUGGCUAUGGCGCGUGUGCCCCCUGCACCCAAUCCUUCGUUGCUUCUGCCAGCGUUUCUGUCACCAGACCAAUACCCCGGCGCACCAAAGGCUACGACUUAUCGGCAAAUCUGUAUUGAUCCGUCUCUGACAAAUUCGAGAGAGAAAAAACGGAAGAAGACCAAAAAAGAAAUCAAGGAGGAAGCGUUUGAUUUGCUGAGCGAUGAGAAACCACCUUACAGUUAUGCUACUUUGAUUGGCAUUUCCAUUUUAUCUCAUGCAGAUAAAAAGUUGACUUUGCUGCAGAUUUACCAAUGGAUUUCCGAUACGUUCAAGUAUUACAAGCGUCAAGAUGUUGGUUGGCAAAACCUGAUCCGUCAUAAUCUCUCAUUGAACAAAGCCUUUGUCAAGGGAGAAAAGCUGAAAGAUGGUAAAGGCCACUUUUGGUGCAUAAAACCGGGAUGUGAAGAACAGUUUUUAAAGCUGAAAACCGUUCGCAAGCUGAGCUACCAUGAAGUCAUGGAGCAAAUCAAACAGAAGCAAGCUCCCGUUGCUUUGCCCAGUUCACCACCUCUGGAUGAACCGACGCAACCUAUAAACUACAAAAAACGCACCCUUGAUGAAUUGGCGCUAGAAGCUUCGAGUAAACGCCAAAAAUUAGGAGAACCAUUUGCGGAUGGUGACAACAAUAGCGACAGUGAGAAAGCACCAACAACAAAUAUCGUCAUCGAUGAUUCGAUGCAUACUCUCUCGUGUUCAAGCUCAUUCUCAUACUCAUCGAACCUCGAGUUGAGCCCAACACGUCCCAACGAUCCCGGGCCUUUGUUAGAACCUCUAACCCCGGCGCUUUUGGGACUGAAAAUAAAAGGGUCGAUGCUCAAGCCCCCUCAACUUACAGCUGGGCUGCUGGUCACCCCCCAGCUGCAAAAUACCCCGAAAGUGUUAAAGACGCCAUUAAGAAAUCUUAAAACUCCCCAAACGCAACUGAUAGUGAGAAAGAUGUGGAAUCUGCCUUCUUAUCUUGAGGAGUUUUAUUCGCCAUUGGUGCACGCCGCGCAUGGGGGCCGCCCGACGAUUUUUAAUCUGUAUGAUGAUGAAGACAUGGUCUUGAGACCUGUACAUCAAUCGCCAGCAUUCAGAGGUCGUCCUGAUUCUCAAUUGAGCCCAACAAUGUGCAGUCUGCGUAACUUAAUGUUUGACUUCAAACGGGCUCAACUUGAGGAGGAGGAAGUCGUCAACAAACGAAACGAGUAG
Molecule: messenger RNA, 1461 nt
Organism: Diutina rugosa
Lineage: Eukaryota; Fungi; Ascomycota; Pichiomycetes; Serinales; Debaryomycetaceae
Gene: HCM1
Product: Hcm1p
Exons: 1
Coding region: 1-1461 (486 amino acids)
Biological process (GO): regulation of transcription by RNA polymerase II
Molecular function (GO): DNA-binding transcription factor activity, RNA polymerase II-specific; RNA polymerase II cis-regulatory region sequence-specific DNA binding
Source: RefSeq, a predicted model, not a curated record